CACCUGACUGUGGGCGUCUGCACUGACACGUGGCUUUGGCACCACCUGGCUCGCACUGAGGAGCCAGGAACUGUGAAAGAGUGGAUGGCUGUUGGAGGAAGAUGACUCGAGUCGUCGUCAACAGCCAUGGGCACCUAUCUGGGCCCGGACCUCGCGGGGUCGCACAGCCUGGGCGCUCUGAGGAUCAGGAAAGACUCGACUAGAAGUGGACCCCAGGAAAAUAGCGCUGCCACCUGGGCCUCGCCCACGGGCGUCGCGCUAGGUGAUGGCUGUGGGCACAUGGUGACGUCUCAGGACAGCGGCACAAUGACGUCCAGGAAUUACCCGGGCACUUACCCCAAUCGCACCGUUUGUGAGAAGACGAUCUCAGUCCCGAAGGGGAAGAGGCUGAUUCUGAGGCUGGGAGACGUGGACAUCGAGUCCCAGGCCUGUGCCUCUGCCCAUCUCCUCUUCACCAGCUCUGCGGAGCAGCACGGUCCGUACUGCGGAAGUGUGACCGUUCCCAGAGAGCUCCUGCUGAACACCAGCGAAGUAACUGUGCACUUUAAGAGUGGAUCCCACAUCUCUGGACGGGGCUUCCUGCUGACUUACGCCAGCAGCGACCACCCAGAAUUAAUAACCUGUCUGGAACGAGGAAACCAUUACUUGAAGACAGAAUUCAGCAAGUUCUGCCCAGCUGGUUGUAGAGACAUACCAGGAGACAUUUUUGGAAACACAGUCAAUGGCUACAGAGAUACCUCUCUGCUCUGCAAAGCUGCUGUCCACGCAGGGGUGAUCGCCGACGAGCUGGGCGGCCGCAUCCACGUGCUUCAGCGCCAAGGGCUGAGUCGCUACCAAGGAGGUCUGGCCAACGGGGUGCUGUCCAAGGAUGGCUCCCUGUCUGGAAAGCUAUUCCUGUUUACCUCCGAUGACUGCAGCAGAGCCUUGAGCUCGGACCCCCGAGUGCAGUUCCGGGCAUCGUCGUCCUGGCAGGGCGUCAGCAGCUCUGCAGAGCCGGCUCCCUGGUCUCCCCGCCAAGCCCAGCUGCAGGACGAAGGCCCAUCCUGGGCUGCAGGCGACAGUGGCAGUGACGAGCAGCAGGCGUGGCUGGAGAUAGACUUGGGGGAGAGAAAGAGAAUAACAGGAAUCAGGACCACAGGAUCCACACAGCCAAAUUUCAACUUCUACGUGAAGAGUUUCGUGGUGAACUUCAAAAACAGCUCUCAGUGGAGGACCUAUAAAGGGGUUGUGGACAACAAGGAGAGGGUGUUCCAGGGCAACUCUAACUGGCAGGACCCGGUGCGGAACAACUUCAUCCCGCCCCUCGUGGCCAGAUACGUGCGGGUGCUGCCCCGGGCCUGGCACCAGCGGGCUGCGCUGAAGGUGGAGCUCCUGGGCUGCCGCGCCACGCAAGGGGACGAGUCACCCGAGUGGCGAGAAGCAAGUCCAGAUCCCGGGCUUUCGGCGGAGACUGAGAACGAGCUGCCUGCGCAGCCCGACGCCAGCCCCACAGAGGAGCGGCCUCCUCGGGGAGCAGGUGCGCUGUCCUGGCUUCCCAACGUGAGCGGCUCCUCCCAGCAGUCAGUCGCCUGGCGCUGUCCCGCUGCUGGGGGAUGGGGGGAGGCGUGUGUCCACGCUGUCGGGGUAAUGCUCUGGGUACCGCCUGUCCCAUUGCUCGGGGGUACCUCAAGGAGACAAAGAUCAGGAGCAAACUCCAUCUUCAGCGGUUGGGGGUAUUCUGUGGAAGAGUAAAGCAGCACAUACCCAUAAUGAAAUACUCCACAGCCAUGGAGGGACCUGUAUGUCAUCCUCAUACGGAAGUGUUCAGAGAUGUACUGGCAACUUAAACAGGAAAGCGUAGACCAAUUUAGAUAGCCACUUGUACGAUGGGGGGAAAGAAGGGGGAACACACAUAUUCUAGGAUCUUUAAAGACUUGGAGAAACAGGAUUUGGGUUCUUGUGGCGAACCAGAGAGGUAGGAGGGAGAUACUCCAUUCUACACCUUGUUAUAUUUGGAAUUUUGAACAUGUAAAUGUAAACUACUCGAGGAAUAACAUUAAAACUACUUUUUUGAGAAUUUUAGAAAAUUCGGAAAGAUCAUAAAAAUAUAAGUAAGAAAAUAAGCAGCCAUUUGUCAGCCUUGACAGACGAUCACCGUACUCCACUGUGUUCAUCGCCUGUCUACAUUUCUGACUGGAGAAUGAAGCGGUGGCAUAACCAGCAUUCUGCACUGUGGUGUCGAUUUCUCAUUUACGGUGCAAUGCCAGCGCUUUCUAAUCUGGCCACACAGUGGAAAGGACAGUUAUUAACAUCUCUUUGGUAGUGGCCAUUCUGUGUACCAGUCAGUCCCCUCUGUGGGUAUUUAAGCUGUUAGGCCCCUCAUUCCUUACGGAAGGUGGCUCCUGUCCGAGUCCCCACAUCUCCUCCCUCGUGUGGUUUCCACACUUGGCUGUGUUGGUGCUGCUGAGCUGGCUCCCUUCUGUGAUGCACGCAUUUGGUCCAGCAGGGUGGAAAUGCUCGAUUCUGUGAGGAAAUAAACCUACAGUAAAAGUCAGCCCUGAGAACUAGAAACUGCCUUUGAAAGGUGGAAAGAUAUAGUUUAUCUUCCCAAAGGGCAGUCAGGACUUUGAAUCUUCUUCUUUUACUUUCCGGCAUCAGAAAGUGCCCAGCAUGUAUUCGUGAUCCCUUUAAA
Molecule: messenger RNA, 2671 nt
Organism: Fukomys damarensis (Damara mole-rat)
Lineage: Eukaryota; Metazoa; Chordata; Mammalia; Rodentia; Bathyergidae
Gene: Dcbld1
Product: discoidin, CUB and LCCL domain containing 1
Exons: 11
Coding region: 127-1731 (534 amino acids)
Source: RefSeq, a predicted model, not a curated record